This is a messenger RNA of Effrenium voratum, 1461 nucleotides long. The record is from the annotation of a GenBank genome assembly. NCBI's taxonomy places the organism in Eukaryota, Dinophyceae, Suessiales, Symbiodiniaceae.
AUGGCAAGAUCCGAGCUCAAGCGAUGUGGUGCCGUUUUUGCCAUGUCUUUGAGAAUUUGGACGAGCUUGGUGCUGCUUUGGUACAGUCAAGGCCACAAGAGCCAACUCAGACCUGGUGCACUUGAUCCACCCGCGCAAUGCCUCGGCUGUGAUUCAAAUGCAAUGCUUCAGACAGAGAGAUGGCGGCGCGAAGGGAACGACAGAGGAGGCGGCAACGACGAAGCCCGGUGUCUCAUCAGCGCAGCUUCGAGACAUAUGAUUCUUCCAAGCUGCACUGGAGACAACAUCACGAAUUUCCAGUCAAGUGAUGGAUCGGAUCUGCGACACUACGCGUAUCCAGCCCAGCUGAGACUCUCGGAUGUCCUGUGGGUCCAUUUGCCUGGAUCCAUGGAUGCAUCGCUGGACUCAUCGGAGUUGAUGGGCUCUCGACCCAAGAUCCAUCGGAUCGUUUUGUCCUAUGACAACGUGGUUGCCGUGGAAAGCGAGUACUGCUUGAAGCCGGAGGUCGCCUCCCUGGUGGAGUACAUCGAGUCAGAUGUCAAUGAAACUAAGAAUGAAUGCUGGUGGGCUGUGCGCUACCAAAUCGUCACCGGCCGGGUCUGGAAGAGUAGUAAUUCCAACGCGACCAUUCGAGAUGCCAUCGACACCAUCCGCAUCGGUGAUGGCUUCCACCUUGGAACCGAUGGUAUUGAGAAUCGGCUUCUGAGGCUGCUGCGGUACUUGCACUUCCGGAAGCCCCGAGAGUUCUGGGACCGAUUUCUGAAGCAUGGAGCUGUGGACUGGAGCAGGAUCAUUUUCUCAGGGAUAGCUUGCGCAGAGCCUGGCGAGAAGAAACCUUUGUAUGGGCAGGGCGGCGUCUGCUAUUUAAGCAUCCUGCUGGUGACCCAGCAGUCGGCUGUGUGUCACAGCCAGGGAGGCGGUCACGCAGCGAUGCUCAGCUUCUUGCAUCCGCUGCGCCGCGUGUUUUUCCUCAGCUCUCCUUGCGACGUGUCCUCCUGGACGACUGGAAAGUAUUGCGAUGGCGCUCAGACUGCCACACCCUGCACAGCCGCUGCGAAGCCUAUUGAAGGUUACUACGGCAUGGUGCAAGCACAUGAGAUAGACAUUUGUAACAUCACCGUGCCAGAGUAUCAUUGGCGGAAUCUGAUGAACACCACCAGCCUUGGCGACGUUAAGACGAUGAUCCACGAUCGCUUGAGAGCUGCAGCCAGCAGCUAUCCGCCAAACAAAGUUCACUGCGAUGCGUUUGUCGAUAGCGUCAACUGCACCAACAGUUCCAGCAUUCUUUGCGAGCCAGACAUCAAGUACCAUCUCUCGACAGCGACCAACGUCUGCGCACCAGCGAAUAGCUGUUACCAGCUGGGUCCCUGGCCGUACUUGGCGGGGCGGCCGAGAAUCAGCUGGAUUGCGAGAUGGGCCUUGGCUUCAAGACUCGGCCGAUGCAGGCUACAGCGCCCAUGA